Messenger RNA from Patiria miniata (bat star), 1463 nucleotides. RefSeq lists its product as uncharacterized. The record is from RefSeq and is a predicted model, not a curated record. Lineage: Eukaryota; Metazoa; Echinodermata; Asteroidea; Valvatida; Asterinidae. The transcript has 2 exons. The coding region runs from base 317 to 802 and encodes 161 amino acids.
ACGACACCUGUCUUAAUCAUCAAUCAUUCGAAGAAAAUUCUCCCCCGCUGCUUUCCCCGUCAUUGGCCCAUGAACUUCGAGGUCAUCGGUCGUAUCGAAGGGACUUUCCCCAACUUUUACCGGACGGUUUUUGGCACGACACCGGGCUUCGAGGUGAGCCAGUUGGAAUCCUAGUUGCAAUCCUAUAAAUACGGCACACUGGUUGUGGAGCUGGCACAGAACGGCCAAGAAAGUUAAGGGAAGCGACUUCAACUGCCGAACAGACGAUUUCAAGUUGAGAGAAGCCGACACUUCAUAGUUGCAAUAAUUCGACAAGAUGAAUGCCUGUCAUGUCAUCUUUGUUGUCGCCAUUUCGGCCAUCAUGAUCCUCGGUGCAAAUGCAAACCGUAAAUACUGUUAUUGCGAUCUUCGAUGGAGCACAACCCAGCUAAGAGCAGGGCAGAGCACCAAUGGUUUAUGGUUCUUGGAGGACCUACCUAACCCGAGCUACCACCACUGGCUCGUCGUGGGCUGCCAGGCGGUCCAUCGAAACUGCCCCACCGACUGCCUGGAUGAGGCCCAUGACUGGAUGGGCGGGUCUAGGUUCACCAACACGGCGGGCCAGCUGGCCUGCGAGAGCGUGCGGAGGAACGCGCCUCCAGGCAGUCCGAUCUACGUGUACGCAACGUACGACAGCGUGUGCGGCGAUCGCACGUGGCAGUAUGUGGCCCCGCUCUGCUGCUGGAAGAUCACGCUCCCUGGCUACGGCAACACCUUUGUGUACAACCACAGAUGUGAAAAUUCGAGUCCACCAAGAUACUGAGUUGUUUCUAGUUACUACCAUACACAUGAUGGUUGGUGCCAUGAUGCUGACUAGCGAAGCUUCAACUUCAUGUGAACUCAUACACAGACUGCAUGGCGCUGACGCUGUAACAUUGCUAUUGCGAAACAAUAAAUUGUUGCAAAGUUUAUUUUCAGAUUUAAGUCAAAGUACCAAACUACUUCAAUAAACGGUAUUUUGGAAGUUGUAGUACUCAGAACAUAUACUUGUUACACCCCCUAAUUCGCUUGAACUCUGUCCCGUUAAAAUUUAGAAAACAGUAGUCAUAAUUACCGAUUUUUUUAUUGAUUUACUUAACGUGCAGUAAACGUAAUAAAUUAACAUUGUGAGGCUAUUUUCGUUUUUAACACAUCUCCUGCUUGUUCUUUAUCCUGGUUGGCUGAAACGCGGUCACAUGUGAUUCACUUAAUAUGGGCUAGUGUGUGAAACUAGACGCGCGUCGAGACAUCGCGCGAGCGUAAUUUCCAGAGUAUAUAGCCCCUGAUCGAGCACGUUUGACUGGUAACAGCGCCCUCUGACAAAACUCAAAUUCAAAAAUGUAAUCUAGGGAAACUAAAAGCGAAGUUCCUUAAAUUGUUGAAUUGCUGACAGUUGAAUUGCUUAGGAGUUAAUUGUUGAAUUAAAACAGUUCAAGAAUAAAACA